AUGCCUGAACCGAAGUCCUCCGCCCCCAAGAAGGGCUCCAAGAAAGCAGCGUCUAAAUCCACCAAGACGGGCAGGAAGAGGAGGUCCAGGAGGAAGGAGAGCUACGCCAUCUACGUGUACAAGGUGCUGAAGCAGGUGCACCCCGACACCGGCAUCUCCUCCAAGGCCAUGGGCAUCAUGAACUCCUUCGUCAAGGACAUCUUUGAGCGCAUCGCCGGCGAGGCCUCCCGUCUGGCUCUCUACAACAAGCGCUCCACCAUCACUUCCAGGGAGAUCCAGACCGCCGUCCGCCUGCUGCUGCCCGGGGAGCUGGCCAAGCACGCCGUGUCUGAGGGCACCAAGGCCGUCACCAAGUACACCAGCUCCAAGUAGACUACUGCUGGACCACAACCACACAAAGGCUCUUUUAAGAGCCACACACCUCCUCUGGAGAGCUGCUCCUC
This is a messenger RNA of Centropristis striata (black sea bass), 443 nucleotides long. RefSeq names its product histone H2B-like. The record is from RefSeq and is a predicted model, not a curated record. Gene Ontology annotation, molecular function: DNA binding; protein heterodimerization activity; structural constituent of chromatin. NCBI's taxonomy places the organism in Eukaryota, Metazoa, Chordata, Actinopteri, Perciformes, Serranidae. The transcript has a single exon. The coding region runs from base 1 to 372 and encodes 123 amino acids. Gene Ontology annotation, cellular component: nucleosome.